Molecule: messenger RNA, 1110 nt
Organism: Mollisia scopiformis
Lineage: Eukaryota; Fungi; Ascomycota; Leotiomycetes; Helotiales; Mollisiaceae
Product: 2OG-Fe(II) oxygenase superfamily protein
Exons: 4
Coding region: 1-1110 (369 amino acids)
Molecular function (GO): dioxygenase activity
Source: RefSeq, a predicted model, not a curated record
AUGUCUCAGAUAAUUACCCAAAAGCCAUCGAAAGUUAUACUUCGCCUGAACUCUCCUGAUGGAGAUUCGAUACGAGAAGUUUUAGACACCCCUCCACGACCUUGUAUAUUUGGAGAGAUACCAUGUAUUGAUCUGACAGGGCUGGGCGCCACCGAUACUGGAGCGAUUCAACGCAUUGCACGUGAGAUCAAAACAGCUGCUGUGACGUCGGGAGUGUUCUACAUCAAGAAUCAUGGCAUAUCACGGGAGAUUAUUGAAGAAGCGCGAUUGAAGUCUCUUGAAUUUUUUCGCCAACCAAUGGACGAGAAGUGGAAGGUUGAACGAAGCAACUUCAAUCACCACAACGGUUGGACUGCACCUGGUAACGCACGUGCAAAUGCCAGUGAAGGGCCGGAUGUUAAGGAACAAUUUCGAUGGCAUUAUUCGGUGAAUGAUGACCCGAUGUACGACCAUCUCCCAAAGCCCAUUGCUCUCGGCGCUCUCCCUGCGGAAAUUCAACCCUAUAUUUGGGCUGAUGAAAGGCUCUGGAGCAAGACCGCUGCCUUGCCAAACUUCAAUGAUGCAGUCAAGAGAUACUGGAGAGCAACAAUAAACCUUGCUCGAGAUUUGACCAAAGCAAUCGCUGUUGCACUUGAGAUGCCAGCGGAUGGAAUGGAUGACCUGAUAACAUACCCAUCUGGCGAUAUGGCGCUGAACUUCUACCCUGGAAUUGAACAUCCAACCAAAACCAAUAUGGAGACGUCCGGGUUGUACCAAGGAGGCCUGGGCAGCCAUACCGACCUGCAGUGCUUCACUAUUCUGUUUCAGGAUCAUAUAGGCGGCUUGCAGGUGCUGAACAAAGAUGGACAAUGGAUUGAAGCGCCUCCUAUUGCUGAUACCCUUAUCGUGAAUAUUGGAGAUUUCCUUUCCCGCCUCACCAACGAUAAAUGGGAGAGUACAGUUCACCGAGUGGAAGUGAAUCGAACUAACGCGGACCGUAUUUCGAUGCCCCUUUUCUUUGGCUUCAAUUUCAACAAACAAUGUGCUGUCCUCCCGACCUGCACAGAUGAAAACAGUCCACCCAAGUAUGCUCCACUGUCAUGUGGCGAGGCUGUAGAACCUCGAAAUUAA